Molecule: messenger RNA, 4953 nt
Organism: Halteromyces radiatus
Lineage: Eukaryota; Fungi; Mucoromycota; Mucoromycetes; Mucorales; Cunninghamellaceae
Exons: 7
Coding region: 46-4899 (1617 amino acids)
Biological process (GO): regulation of transcription by RNA polymerase II
Cellular component (GO): Set3 complex
Source: RefSeq, a predicted model, not a curated record
AUUUUAUAUUAAUAUAUUUUUUAUUAUAUUAUAUUUAUUGAAUCCAUGAGUGCAACUGGCUCGACUUCUUCUCGAGGCACACAUUCACGCUCGCCUUCACGUUCAAGAUCUCCUCCAUACAGUGAUGGACGUUAUCUUCCAAGAUAUUCUUCAAGAUAUGAUUCUUAUAGCUAUCGACCACGAAGCGGUAUGACUGCAGCUAUUGACGAUUAUUGGGAAUUACGAGAUCGUGAAAGAGAUAGAGAACGAGAAAGGGAUCGAUCUAUGCUUAUGAUGAGAGAAGAUAGAUAUAUGCGUGGAAGAUAUACGCCUUAUUAUCGUGACGAAACGUCAACUUCACAUCAUUAUACUUCUUCUUCUUCAUCAUCCAAUAUUCCAAGAGAUUAUAAUAAACCUUCAUCAACAUUACGCCGUGAAGGCAGUACUGAACGUCCAUCUACCUUAUCAACAAAAGCAAAGGAUGAAUCAAGCAACAAAUCUUCUAUAAAUGCACCUGAAAGUUAUACUUCAAGAUAUUCUGACUGGCGAGAAAGGGAAAGGGACCGAGAUCGCCGUUAUAGAGAUGACGAUCGUCGUCGUGAUUUUGAUAGAAGAAGUCGUGAUGGUUAUGGUAUGCGAGAUAUACGAUAUGAUACUUCUUCUUAUACUAGUCCUACUUCAGCCUAUCCUCCUCCUCCGUUUGGUGGUGAUUCAUAUCGACCUGGUGGCAGAGAUCGUGAACCUUCUUCUCCUGGCACUCAUUAUUAUGAUCGUGAUAAUAGGGAUCGCUUUGAAGAUCGUGAUUUUUAUCGACCUGUAUCAAGAGGCUCAUCUAUUGAAUUUGAUCGUUAUCGUAAUAGACCUCCUCGUACUUCUAUACCCUCUACUGGACCUAGUUCUACUACUGGUGGAUUGGAUCGUAAUACAACCGCUUGGCGAGCAAAUAGUCGUGAAAGGGAUCGUGACACUGGAAAAUCUGUCUAUGGCACUACUGGAUCUAUAUCUACCUCUUCAAGAGAUGAUAACAAGUCUACUGAUACAAAGUUCGAUGAUAUUGAAGUCGAUCAAGAAUCUGUACAUAGUAUAUCAGUUGAUACUGGAAAAGUGGAAGGACCAUCAACAGUCGAUUCUAUCAUACCUGACAAGGACAACAAUGAUGAUCAAAUAAAAGUGACAAAUUUUAAAAAAACAGAAACGACAACUCAUUUGCCAACAAACAUACGACCUGAUGAAUCAAAUGAACAAUCAAGUAGAAAAACUACUCUUCGUGUUGAUGUCUCUCUACCAACUAGCUUGCGCGAUAAUACGAUGGAUAUUGAUGCUCCUACACCUACAUCGGCCUCAACAAUAUUAUCUUCUCAAUCUCCUGCAUCUGCAGUAUUACCAGCUCAUCUCACAGAUACAAAGAUCCACAAAACUAAUUCUCCACAGUCUUCGUCAACCUAUAUUUCACCAUCACAGUCUAAUACAACAUAUACAGAUGAAAAGUCAGUCAAGUCUGAACAUCGAUCAUUAACAGCAACAAAACCAAUGAACACUAGUGAAGAAGAAAUAUCGUUAACAACAACCAAGGUCAAAUUAGAAAUGGGAACAUCUUCAAAUAUCGUUGUCGAAUCAUCUCGGCAAAUCUCAUCUUCGACAUCACCGGUGGACAAUAGCAAAGAAAACACUGAACCCAACACCAACGUUCAAGUCAAGUCAGAACCAAUUAUGUCUCAACAACAAAUUGUGGCUCGAAUUGACGAAAUCGAAAACGAUAUCACCAUGUAUGAAGAAAUGCUGGAACAAAUCAAUAAACAAGAGGCUGACAGCAAACAACAGCAACAACCGCCAUCCGAGGUAGAGUCACCAGCUGAUACAAAGGAUGAAGAUGAAGACACCGAAGAAGAAGCAGCAGCAAAGAAGCAAGCCUUACAAGUGAUUAGUGAAGGUAGUCAACCAAUGACCGAUAUUCAGAAUCUUCCGUUUAAUGAUUCUCCAAUGAUGCGACGACGACCUCAGGUGCUUAUGGAUCAAAUACGAACACAUGAUGAUAAUAUUGAUAACGCCCUUUCUAAUGCUAUUAUUUCAGUCAAUCGACAGUUGGCAAAAGAAACUUCUCGUAUGAUCAAUGGAUGGCAAGGCAAAGAAGAUGAUGGUGGUGAUUGGUCUGAUGAAGAAAAAUGGUGUGCUCCUAUCUAUAGCAAGAUUCAAGAUUGUCCAAGCUUCAAGGAGAAUGAAGAUACGUUUAAGAAACUCAAGUUACCAAUGGCAACCUACUUGGCAAACAACCAAAAGCAACUCAAGCAAAAAGAAAGGAAACUGAAACGUGAAUUCAAGAAAAUCUAUAGUCAAUGGAAGAACAAGAACAUGGCUCUCGACCGAAUGCGGGAUCAAGAACGUCGAGGAUCUGAUCGUUAUGGUGGUUCAACUGGCUACAGGUCAUCUUCAAGGCGUGGACGAGGGGUGGAAGAAGAACCUGAAGAAUAUAUGGAUGGUAUCAUUUUCACUGGGAAUCAUGAUGCAUUACGAUUCAGUACAGAUGGUGCAUCAACUCCUUUUGGACGUGGUGGAGGCAAGGGUACUUGGACAUCCGAUGCAGCAAGAUCUGAAGCUGAACUAUUAGAAAUCAUUCAAUCAUUGGAAAGUGCGGAAAUGCGAAAUCCUGAACUACGUGCAGCGAAAACAACAGCAACCAUACCACCUAUGAUUUUGGACGUUAAGGAGCGAGCUAGGACUUAUGAUGAUCGCAGUGGUUUGGUGGAGAAUCCUAUGGUAUACUAUCACACUGGUACUGAAACUGAAGAUGUAUGGACUCAACAAGAAAUGACGGCCUUUAUGGAAAGUUAUAUGCAAUAUCCAAAGCAAUUCGAUAAGAUUUCAGCAGCGGUACAAACUAAGACUGCUUCUCAAUGUGUGUUAUUCUAUUAUCGUAAGAAGACCAAGAUCGACUUCAAGGCAUUGAUGCGAAAGGGAAGACGUGGGAAAAAUAGACGACGUGAAAGACUGGCAGCAGCUAUUCGACGGGCCACAGGGGAUGCAGCAACAAGUGCACGUAAAGGAAAAAGCAAGGGUUCAGCACUUAUGGCGGAUAUUGGACAAGCACAAGUUUCACGAAGGGCUAAAGAAAAAGAAACUGAAAUCAAAUCCAAAGAGUUACGCGAAUUGGAAGAAGCCAAUGCCUACUGGGAUGGUGUUGCUGAACGACGCAAAUCAAAACGACCUUCUUCUGCACCAAAUCGAACUUCUACAACAACAACAACAACAACAACAACAACAACUGCUACUGCUACAGCUAAUACAACUACUACUACCACUAAUAUGACAACUGGAAACAAUGAUGAUGUGACAAGUGAUAGUACAUCAACAAAACGAAAGACCAACAAACGAAAGGGUAGAUCACCACGAUCAUCUGUGACAAGCGUACCUGAUACUGGAAUUGUAUUUCCUGAAGACUCAAUGGUAGAAGGUACAACCAUCACCAAAUUAUCAUCAAAGCAAGAGUAUACAAAAUCAUCGACACUACUUACCAGUGACAGUUAUCAAGAUGAUCAAUCUGAAGAGUCAAUGAAGUCACAAGGUAGCACAUCAAAUACUACUAUGGCAAAAUGGACUGAUCAAGACAAGAACGCUGCAGUGGAUGCAUUCAAGGAGUUGGGUAGGGACUUUAUUAAAGUGGCUAGCAAGGUUGGUACCAAGACAGACGAACAAUGUCGCAAUUUUUACUUCAAUCACAAAAGAAAAUAUGGACCCAAUGCUUUUGGUGAAGAGGAUAAUAAUUCAGAAUUUGUAACUACACCGGAAACAACAUCACCAUCUAUAGCAACAAAUACAACAACCAUGAUCUCUGAUACUUCAACUAUCAAAAUGGAAACUGGACGUACAGGUUUGAAGGCAGAGGAAGAAGAUGCAGCUGCAGCUCUGGUUGGAUUAUUUCAAAUGGGUGGAAGUCGGGAUCAUACUAUGGAUACAACAUCAUCACCAUUAACUUCUUACUCGUCGCCCGUUACCAACGAUACAUCCUCUGGUUUACAGCAUCCAUCUUCUAAUCAUCCUGGAUUACAGCAACAACCAUAUCAACCACAACAAAAAGGACGUCGUCGUGCAAGGACGACAUCUGGGAAAAUGGAUUCAACAGAUGAUUGGACUAGUGAUGACAUGACGGUAUCCACUGGACGUAAUAUACUUGGCAAGAAAUCAGGUUUGGAACCAAAACGAGCAUCAAGUUCAUCCUAUUGGUCUGUGUCUGAACGUGGUGAAUUUGUACAUUAUUUGGAACAAUUUGGAAGAGAUUGGACAAGAAUUGCCAAUGCAAUGAAAACGAAGACGAUGAUCCAAGUUCGAAACUUUUAUCAAAACAAUGAAGAAAAAAUGCAAUUGGACAAGAUAGUACAUCGACGUGAAGGGAUUCAGCCUGCAUCAUCGAUACAAUAUGGCAACAAACAUAUACAACAACAGAUGCCUCCUAUGGGUGCCACUUUUGACAAUCAUCCUUCAAGGUAUUCACAAGUAUCAACAUCAUCAUCACCUCCACAGCCUUAUCAUACAUCAAUAUCAUUACCAACUCAUUCCUAUGGAAAAUCAGUCGAUCCUUCACCUGUUGCAACACCGCCACCACCACCUUAUCAUACAACAUUACCACCUGGACCUAGGGCAGGUUACUUCAAUCCAUCAUCCUCUACUCGAUCAACUCAGUCUAUGGAUUAUCCUUCUUAUGACACUCCUCCAUCUAAUUAUCGCUCUUAUGGAAGUAACUAUACUCAUAAUAACACACAACAACAUCGACCACAAUCUGCACCUUCAGGACGAAAUAUUUUGAAUCCACCUUCUACAACAUCUCCAGCAGCUGCAGUAACAAGGGUAUCUGAUUUAUUGAAUAGUAAUGAUGAACCAGCUGAUACAAAUAAUCAAAACAGUUGGGAAACUUGGUUUGGUGCUUAGAUCUAUUAUUAUUAUUGGUUUGGUAAGUUUUUAGUUUAGUUAUUUUUUUUUUUU